Molecule: messenger RNA, 2676 nt
Organism: Phymastichus coffea
Lineage: Eukaryota; Metazoa; Arthropoda; Insecta; Hymenoptera; Eulophidae
Product: odorant receptor 49b-like
Exons: 8
Coding region: 1321-2520 (399 amino acids)
Biological process (GO): detection of chemical stimulus involved in sensory perception of smell; sensory perception of smell
Cellular component (GO): plasma membrane
Molecular function (GO): odorant binding; olfactory receptor activity
Source: RefSeq, a predicted model, not a curated record
UAAUGACAUAUGUGCUAAUUAUAUAUCCUUGGCAUUAACCCAAUCGAAAAUCUUUACCUGGCUUACCAUUAGCCGAUCCGAUUAGCCGUAUGUUUUUGAAAGCGAAUUAUCAAAUUAAUGGCAUAAUUAUAAUCAUGUGAUAAACCGUAUCAUAAUUCUCGUCGAAGACAAAAUAUGUAACUAUAUAAUUAAUCGCAUAAAAAUCAUUAAUUGGGUUUACAUACAUUUAUUUAUCAGCUGUGCGUGCUCUCCAACGAAUUCUCGGCGUUUAUACUACUCGGCAGACAAUCGGUUUGGGUCUGCACUUGGAUCGCAUGGCAUUCACCGUGAACAUGCGUUAUUACCUGCUGACGUAUAUGUCAGGUCGUGCUGAAUAUGAGAGUUGUGGGGUGAAAAUGACGAAUGAAGACAGACAUAAAAUGAGGAAAAUUCAUAGAUCAUCGGAUGUUUUGUUUCCCCGUUAUUUUUCGGAUAUUUUGCUGGUCAUUGUGCUAACGGUGACAAAUAGAACUGCAAUGAAUUUAUUGUCUUAUAAGUUUGUACCAUGUAAUAACAUGUAUCGUAAUCGCAUAAGCAAUGAAGUCGAUCGAAAUUAUUGCAUAAAACACAAGAUUGAGCAUAUGGUAACAAAUCUCACAGUUAAUUAUGCAAUUUAGCAUUUUGCUAUCACUACACGGACGAUUCCAUGAAUUCUAGAUUACCAAAGCUACGAAUUUUCACGAUGUUAUUUUCAGAAGAAAAUAUCUUCGUUAUGCAACGAGAAACGAGGCGGCUGCGCUCCGCACUGUCCAACGCCAGACACUGCCAUCACUUGCGAACGAAUGUCGUCGAUUAUUUCGUGAUCCUGAAAUGAACACAGGAACGAUGACUUGCCAUUCUCCUCGCGAAUACGGCAGCAAGAAGCCCCGAAGACGCAAGAAUCCAGUGUGUCCCAGUUAUAAUUUCAAACGGGUUCGGCAUCUGAAUCAUUCUGCACGCGAAUCGGAAAACGGCUACCCGAUCCAGCGUUACCAAGCAGACAGAACAGCGAGUACUAACGCAAUGCAAUCUGACUUUUCAAUAACCUGAUUUGGCGAUGAUAUAUGUAUAGAAAAAAUGAAUACACGAUAUCCUAAAAGUAUCGUAACCAGUAGACCUCGCGCAACAUUGGUUUUCUUAACCGUUACUUUGAAAUUUCACGAAUGAAUCUAAUCUUUUCUUCGUUUUUCUUUGAUUUAAGGAAAUAAGUAACGACAGAACCGUACUAACGCAUUUUUCUAAAGCGACUGUUUUGCCAUAACGAAACUGUCCGUAAGCCAAGUUGUCGAAGCGCAAUUCUGCAUGAGUCUCCCGCUCAGUGUCGUUGCCUCCACCUCUGCAACGAUGUCGAGUAAAGCGAGGGGCGGUCUAUCGAGUUUCGACGACAUGACGCUCUGGUACAAGCGCUUCUUCAGACUGGUCGGGAUCCUGCCGUUCGAGAAUCAAGAUUUCAGCUACCCGCUGACCCAGCUGCUCCUCGUCUAUUGCCUGUCCUUGAGCCUCGUCUACUGGAGCAUGUUCGUGUGCUACAUGAUCAAGGUGCCGAGCAUCGACGCGACGUGCGAGACGAUCGUGGUGGCGGGCACGACUCUGCGCUACUACCUGCUGCUGCUGCGUCGCCGGGACUUCGUCGAGCUGCUGGACGAGUGCCGGGCGAUCUGGGAGCAGCUGGACGAGGACGGUCGCCGGUCGGUCUGCCGCUUCGAGCGCAAGAUACGUCGCCUGUUCAAGUUCCUGCUCGUCAGCUUCUUCUCCACCAACUUCGCCUACUGCGCGAGCGCCGCCUUCGCCACCGCCACCGCCAGCAGCGUCAACGGCACCCGUGCGCGCUACCUGCCCUUCAAGUGGUACUCGGACGACGCGCCCAACCGCUGGCCCGGCUACAAGGCGAUCUUCGCCACGCAAGUGAUGGUGACCAACAACGCCUGCAUCUACGGCCCGAGCGUCGACUCGGCCGCGCCGUUCCUCAUCAUGAUCGGCGCGGGCUACUUUCGCGCCUUGCAGCGCCGACUGGCGCGCGUGGCCGACGACGGCGACGAGGCGAGCGCCGACCUGGAGCUCGUCCUCUGCUCGCGACUCCACCAGCGGAUACUCGGAUUCUGCUCGGGCAUCGACGGAAUCACGCGGAACCUGUUCUUCAUACAGCUGCUGUGCACCGUGUACAACAUAUCGCUCACGGGGAUCAAGCUGGCCGGUUCCGAGCCCGACAGAUACAAGUUCGCGCCGCUCAUGAUCAUCAACGUAGCCCAGCUGUACAUCUGCCAGUGGGCGCCCGAUAAUCUCAUCGACGAGAGCUCGGCGAUCUCGACGGCGGCGUACUCCGUGUCGGUCACCUGGAUGAGGCGUCGACUGGGCAAACUGCUGGUGCUCGUCAUCGCGAGGUCCCAGCGGCCCGUCCAGAUCACCGCCGCCGGCGUCGUCUACCUGUCCCUGGAGAAGUUCGGCUCCAUGCUCACCAGCGCCUUCUCGUUCUUCACGGUGCUCAGAAAUUUCAACGACUGAAGGGGCGCGAGGAAGCGUCGCGCGCCCAGCAGGAUUUAGCAGUAGUAUAUACCUGAUUUGUAUGUGUGUGCCCUUAGACGUAGCACGCUCGAACGAGCAGACGUACUGUUUCAACGCAAUUGACGCAACUUGCAAAUACUUAGAAAUAUUACACUG